AUGGCUUUCGACGCAACCGCCGAAGCUCCUGACAUAGCCAAGGCACAGGUUAAAGGCCUCGGGGAUCCGACUCCGCCAUUGGAGAAGAAACAAGACGAGGUCGCAUUUCCCGAGCCCCUUUCGGACGACGACUCGGGAUAUGUACUCCCCACGGAAGAAGAGAUCGAGACGUUGAGGCGCGUUCCUGGACGUAUCCCGUGGAUCGCCUUCACCGUCACCUUCGUGGAACUUUGCGAACGAUUUGCGUACUACGGAACGACUGCAGUGUUGGUCAACUUCGUUCAGCGACCACUACCCGAAGGAUCUACUACUGGAAACGACCCCCGCGAUGAUGGACGACCUGGUGCGCUUAACUAUGGCCAGCGUGCUUCCACUGGUCUCGUGUUGUUCAAUCGAUUCUGGUCCUACUUUACGCCGCUCUUUGGAGGAUAUAUUGCCGACUCUAAAUGGGGAAAGAUCAAGACCAUCCAGAUGUCAAUUGCGUGUGCUAUGUUCGGACAUGUCAUUAUCAUUAUCUCCGCUAUUCCUCAAGUGAUCAAGAACCCCACAGGUGCCAUGGGCUGCCUGGCUGUGGGUCUCGUCUUCUUCGGUACUGGUGUGGGAGGAUUCAAACCCAAUGUCUCUCCCCUCAUGGUUGACCAGCUGAAAUCCAAGCCGAUGCACAUCAAAACCUUGGCAACCGGCGAGCGAGUCAUUGUCGAUCCCGCUGUCACCACCCAGCGAAUCUUCAUGUACUUCUAUAUGUUCAUCAAUGUCGGCUCCAUCACCGGGCAGGUUAGUAUGGUCUACGCGGAACGUUAUGUCGGUUUCUGGCUGUCGUACUUGCUGCCCACCAUCAUGUUCGCACUCUGCCCCAUCGUUCUGGCCGUCUUCAACAACCGCUAUGUCAACAAGCCGCCGACUGGUUCUGUGUUGGGCAAGUCGGCCCGGCUGAUGAAGUACGCAAUGAGGGGCAAGGUGUCGCCUAACCCAGUCACGACCGCAAGGAACUUCAAUUCGGGCACCUUCUGGGAAGAUGUGAAGCCUUCCCGUGUCGUGAACAAGCCGAAGUGGAUGACCUUUGACGACGCCUGGGUCGAUGAAGUAGCUCGUGGAGUCAAGGCCUGCGGUGUCUUCAUCUUCUACCCCCUCUUCUGGCUCGCGUACAACCAAAUCGACGGCAACUUGGUAUCGCAGGCGGCAACCAUGUCUCUGCACGGUGCCCCGAACGACUUGAUCAACAACAUGAACCCGCUUGGAAUCAUCAUCAUGAUCCCGAUCCUCGAUCAGCUCAUAUAUCCGGCCCUUCGGAAAAUGAAGAUUCGGUUCACCCCGCUGCGCCGCAUGUGCGCAGGCUUCUUUGUUGCAUGCUCCGCUAUGAUCUGGGCCGCGGUCGUGCAACAUUACAUCUAUAAGACCGGAGCGUGCGGGAAAUAUAUGAACACGUGCGAUGAACCGGCCGCGCCAAUCAACGUGUGGUCCCAAACCGGAGCGUACGUCCUGGUCGGUCUCGCCGAAAUCUUUGCCUCCAUCACCGGUCUCGAAUACGCUUACACCAAAGCCCCCGCCAACAUGAAAGGCAUGGUCUUCGGCUUCUACCACUUCAGCCAGGCCGUCUCCUCCGCCAUCGGCCAGGCCUUCACCGCGCUGUCCGAGGACCCGCUGCUGGAGUGGAACUAUGGCUCCGUGGCAAUCAUCGCGUUCUGCGGUGGUGUUGCCUUUUGGUGGUUCUUCCACAAGCUCGACGCCGAGGAGGAGGCCCUCAACCUGCUGCCCGAGUCGACCUACCAGGGCAAAAACCUGGGCGCCAAGGAUAAGUUGGGGGACGAGGAGGCACGUGACCAGGAGAAUUUCGAGCAGGCGCGUAACCAGGGAGAUUUCGAGAAGGCGGAGCUGGGGGGUGGUGAGGUGAGGGAGCUGGGGGGUGGUGAGGUGAGGGAGCUGGCGGGUGGUGAGGUGACGGAGAUUAACGAGCUGCCGGCGAAGCGGGCUGCGUGA
Molecule: messenger RNA, 1977 nt
Organism: Eremomyces bilateralis CBS 781.70
Lineage: Eukaryota; Fungi; Ascomycota; Dothideomycetes; Eremomycetales; Eremomycetaceae
Product: peptide transport protein PTR2
Exons: 7
Coding region: 1-1977 (658 amino acids)
Biological process (GO): oligopeptide transport; transmembrane transport
Cellular component (GO): membrane
Molecular function (GO): dipeptide transmembrane transporter activity
Source: RefSeq, a predicted model, not a curated record